GUUACGAGGCGGGGGCGGUACCGCAGCGCCGAAGGGGUGGGGCGCACGCUGGAUCCUAAGUGGGGUGGGAGCGCGAAGAUGGCCACGGCAGAGGAGGAGCCGAAGCCCAAAAAGCUGAAGGUGGAGGCGCCGCGAGCGCUGAGUGAAAAUAUUCUCUUUGGAAUGGGAAAUCCUCUUCUCGACAUCACUGCUGUAGUGGAUAAGGAUUUUCUUGACAAGUAUUCUCUUAAAGCAAAUGACCAAAUCUUGGCUGAAGACAAGCACAAGGAACUGUUUAAUGAACUUGUAAAAAAAUUCAAAGUCGAAUAUCAUGCUGGUGGUUCUACUCAGAAUUCAAUGAAAGUGGCCCAGUGGAUGAUUCAGAAGCCACACAAAGCAGCAACAUUUUUUGGUUGCAUUGGGACAGAUAAAUUUGGGGAGAUCCUGAAGAGAAAAACUGCCGAAGCGCAUGUGGAUGCUCAUUACUAUGAGCAGAAUGAGCAGCCAACAGGAACUUGUGCUGCAUGUAUCACUGGUGGCAACAGGUCCCUUGUAGCUAAUCUUGCUGCUGCCAAUUGUUAUAAAAAAGAAAAACAUCUUGAUAUGGAGAAAAAUUGGAUGUUAGUAGAAAAGGCAAGAGUUUAUUAUAUAGCAGGCUUUUUUCUUACCGUUUCACCAGAGUCGGUGUUAAAAGUGGCUCAGCAUGCUUCUGCGAACAACAGAAUUUUCACUUUGAACCUGUCUGCACCAUUUAUUAGUCAGUUCUACAAGGAACCAUUGAUGAAAAUUAUGCCUUAUGUUGACAUACUUUUUGGAAAUGAGACAGUGAGUUACUCUUUUUCCUUUUUUUUAAGUGCCUGUGCUUUUUGGUUUCUGGUUUGUGUAUAA
Messenger RNA from Myotis davidii, 867 nucleotides. It is a transcript of the gene ADK, whose product is annotated as adenosine kinase. Bases 79 to 867 code for a protein of 262 amino acids. Gene Ontology annotation, cellular component: nucleus; cytosol. The record is from RefSeq and is a predicted model, not a curated record. Gene Ontology annotation, biological process: purine ribonucleoside salvage. The transcript is spliced from 7 exons. Lineage: Eukaryota; Metazoa; Chordata; Mammalia; Chiroptera; Vespertilionidae. Gene Ontology annotation, molecular function: adenosine kinase activity.